AAGCAGUAGGAGAAGAAGUUCUUGAAACACACAAGGUAGUCUCGUGAACAAUUCGUAAAAAAUGUUGACUGAAAUUUGAUUAUACUCUUGAUAACUUGUAAACAACUUAUUAUAUAAGGAUUUUGAAGAUCAUAGUGUUAGCUACUACGCAUACCUUUAGGGAUAAUCAAUUCUUUUUUUAUUUCAAAAGAAUUAGUGUUUCAAUGAACCAUUUGAAGUUCAAGGGAGAAUUCAAUCACUUAUUGUGACAGAGUGCACCCGAUAUUCUAAUUAUUAAAGAAGGACAUCAAUUGAAAAAGUUUGACUCUGGAGGUCACAAUAUUUACCAGUGCAUGGAAAUAGACUAUAGAUGCGAUUAAAAUUGUGCAAGUUUAUCACAACUUGCAUCCAGCAGCAUGAAGAAAGAGGAGGUCUACACGAUUAAUCCAAACGAGCAGAAGAAAGAUAUUGAGGACCCUGGAGAGAAUGUGAAAUUUGAAGAUGCCUUAGCAGGAACAGGAUACGGAUGGUGUAAUUUCAAAAUCACAGCGAUUGGCGCAUUAGCUAUAGGCUGCAGUUAUGUUGGCGUGGGAGCAAUUAGUUUGAUUCUUCCUUCAGCUCAAUGUGAUCUUGGUAUGACCUCUAUUCAUAAAGGACACCUAAUAUCAGCUGGUUUUAUAGGUAUAAUACUGAGCUGUCACAUGUGGGGAUUCAUGUCUGACACAAUAGGCAGAAGGAAAAUAGUUCUGUGGUGUGCUUGGAUUGAUGGAAUAUUGUACGCUCUGACAAGUUUAUCGCCUUACUACUCGAUUUUCAUAGUCUUCAGAUUCUUUCAUGGUUUUGCGACAUGUGGAAUUGUUGUUCCAAUUUAUGCUUACAUCGGAGAAUUCCACACAGAUAAGCAUCGUCAUAAGGCUUUGAUGUUUGCAUCAAUCUUCGGCUGUUUGGGAUAUUUCUACAUAGUAGUGGUCGGUUGGAGUACUAUUUCUGGAUCAUGGCAGUUGGAGAUUCUUCCAUCGUUCAUCAUCAGGCCAUGGCGACUCUACUAUGCUUUGCUUGGUGUACCGAGCUUGAUUUGUGCAAUUGCAAUGAGUUCCCUGCCAGAAAGCCCCAAGUUCCUCAUAGCAAAGAAUAGAGGGGUGGAUGCAUUGGAUGUAUUGAGAAGAGUUCACAAAGAGAAUGGGUCAAGGGUGCCUGGUCCAUUUAAAGUGAAAAGUUUAAUCUGGACAUUUGAAGAAUCUACGCACAUCAAAAGUGGAUCGAGCAAAAUUGGUGCUUUUCUUUCGCUAAUGUGGGAACAAACCGUCCCAAUUUUCAAAUACCCAUACAGGAGAGACAUCACUCUAAUUUGUAGCAUACAAUUCUUGCUGUAUUUAUGCAACAAUGGCAUAUUUCUGUGGCUACCAGAGACUGGCAAUCGUAUCGCUAUUUUUGUGGCAGAAAAUGGGGGCACGCCAGCAACAUUCUGUCACAUUGUUCAGAACUAUGAUAGUCCAAGAAACAAGACUGCUACUUAUAAAAAUGGACCAGACUCGAUUUUCGGCAGUAUUAUUAGAAUAGAUAGUGACAUACAGUCACAUGAGGAAUGUAAAUCGGAAGUGAGCGAUAGAGUUUUCAUCACAAUGCUCGUCAUAUCAUCAUGUAUGACACUCACACUGGUUUUUAUGAGUUUACUCAUGAAUUUUGUUCCAAAGAAAGCAGUGCUGUGUGUGUCAAUUUUCGCUGCAUCAGUUGUUACAUUCCUUCUCACUUUUACUGAGGGUACAUACAUUCUUAUGGUUGAAAUGGGAGCUAUGAUGAUGUUCACUGGAGCGUCGAUACCAGUCAUAACCAAUCUAGUAGUCGAUGUCUUCCCAACAAAUUUCAGAGCAAUGGCGGUCUGUCUUACUUUAAUGUCAGCUCGACUUGGUACGAUUACCGCAAACCAAAUCUGUGGUGCUCUUCUUGAUUCACAUUGCGUAGUUAUCCUUUGGAUUCUGAUAGCUUCUCUCAUAGUGAGUACCAUCAUCAGUUUUACUUUGCCCACAACUAAAAAAGUGACUAACUGAGAGGACAGCUACGAAGAAUUCGAGGGAUAAGACUGAAUUUUGGAUGAUGAAGUGAUCAGAGCUGCAUAAUCUUCAAAUAUUAUUUCCGGAAUUUGUUCCAUUCCCAAUGCUUCACCCUAGAUUGUCGACAAUAAAAAACUUGAGGUUUAUUUGAAA
Messenger RNA from Nilaparvata lugens (brown planthopper), 2183 nucleotides. RefSeq names its product synaptic vesicle glycoprotein 2B. The record is from RefSeq and is a predicted model, not a curated record. The transcript is spliced from 10 exons. Gene Ontology annotation, biological process: transmembrane transport. Gene Ontology annotation, cellular component: membrane. Lineage: Eukaryota; Metazoa; Arthropoda; Insecta; Hemiptera; Delphacidae. Gene Ontology annotation, molecular function: transmembrane transporter activity. Bases 396 to 2027 code for a protein of 543 amino acids.